AUGGGGCAUAGAUAUCGUUGGGUCAUUUCCAAUGGCGACCGCUUAGUGAAGAUUCCUGCUCAUCGUCGUGGACUAUUUUUCAAAAUGGGUGGAAGUCAAGCCGUUAGCAAAAAUAACGGAGCAAAUGGUUAUCAAAUUCGUCUAGCAGAACAUCUUGUGCAGAGCAACGACCAAUUGGAAGUCACCAAUCGGGAGAUCCUCAGGGGUCUACGAGCUCGACUCGACCACACAGAAGGCAACUGGGUUGAUGAGCUCCCCAGCGUCCUGUGGGCCCUUCGCACAACUCCAAAGGAGGCAACCGAUGUAACACCAUUUCAUCUGGUGUAUGGCGAUGAAGCGUUAGUUCCAAUGGAAGUCGAAGUAGCAUCUGAUCGGGUGCAGCUCUACGAUGAGGGGAACGUCGAGCGAAGACUUAUGAAACUUGAUUUGGUGGAUGAGGCACGGGAUAAGGCUGUCAUUUAA
Messenger RNA from Zingiber officinale, 462 nucleotides. RefSeq lists its product as uncharacterized. Lineage: Eukaryota; Viridiplantae; Streptophyta; Magnoliopsida; Zingiberales; Zingiberaceae. The record is from RefSeq and is a predicted model, not a curated record. The transcript has 2 exons. The coding region runs from base 1 to 462 and encodes 153 amino acids. Gene Ontology annotation, molecular function: nucleic acid binding.